Molecule: messenger RNA, 843 nt
Organism: Pyrenophora tritici-repentis Pt-1C-BFP
Lineage: Eukaryota; Fungi; Ascomycota; Dothideomycetes; Pleosporales; Pleosporaceae
Source: RefSeq, a predicted model, not a curated record
AUGCUCGUUAUUACUCCUACGGCUACUACUACACCUGUGUUUACUGCCGCUUCUACAAAUAUCGCCACUGCGGCCCCUACGCUUCCUAUUCUUGCUAUCCACUCCGUCCUUGCUGCUCUCGCCAUUCCAGCUGCUCCUGCUGUCCUCGCUGCUCCUGCUCUCGCUAAUUACGCUCCUACUAUUUCCGCCCUUACUGCUCUUACUCCUGCAGCUUUUACUCUUAAUGCGCCUACUCCUACGGUUACUGCUCUUAUUGCUGCUACUCUUAAUGCUCUAGCUCUCACUGCUAUUGCUCUCGCUACUCUCGCUAUUCUUGCUACUACUACUGUCCCUGCUGUCGCCAACCUCGCUUCUAUCGCUAUCCUUACUGCGACCACUCUCCCUGCUCCUAUUAUUUUCGCUGCUUGUAACACCCUCCUUAUAUACACCUCCGGCUACUGCUAUUGCUACUGCUACUCUCCUACUUUCGCUAUCCUCGCUACUCUUACUGUCCUUACUAUCCUCGCUGUUCUUACUAUCCUCGCUGUCCUCAUUAUCCUCGCUGCUUCCGCUGUCCUUACAAUCCUCGCUGUCCUCGUUGUCCUCGCUGCUUCCGCUGUCCUUACAAUCCUCGCUGUCCUCGUUGUCCUCGCUGCUUCCGCUGUCCUUACAAUCCUCGCUGUCCUCGUUGUCCUCGCUGCUUCCGCUGUCCUUUCUACCCUUACUGCCCUUACUAUCCUCGCUGUUCCCGCUGUCCUUGCAAUCGCUACAAUUAACUUAAUAGUUAAUUCCCUUGCCGUUCGCCCCUUUCUUGCGCUGCCCUUGUUGCUCUUACUGUCCUCGCAAUCAUCGCAAUCACCUUAA